Molecule: messenger RNA, 1704 nt
Organism: Hippopotamus amphibius kiboko
Lineage: Eukaryota; Metazoa; Chordata; Mammalia; Artiodactyla; Hippopotamidae
Gene: ZC2HC1A
Product: zinc finger C2HC-type containing 1A
Exons: 10
Coding region: 64-1152 (362 amino acids)
Source: RefSeq, a predicted model, not a curated record
CGAAGGCGGCGGCGGCGGCGGGUGCUGCCUGAGGAGACUGGCGGAGCUCGAGGUGGUGCCGCAAUGGAGGGACUGGAAGAAAAUGGAAGUGUCCAAGUUGGAGAAUUGCUACCUUGCAAGAUUUGUGGAAGAACAUUCUUUCCAUUGGCAUUAAAAAAACAUGGACCUAUUUGCCAGAAAACUGCCAGUAAAAAAAGGAAGACUUUUGAUUCAAGCAGACAAAGAGCUGAAGGAACUGAUAUUCCAACAGUGAAACCUCUUAAACCUAGGCCUGAACCACCAAAGAAGCCAUCUAAUUGGAGAAGAAAGCAUGAAGAGUUCAUUGCCACCAUACGAGCAGCUAAAGGUCUUGGUCAGGCACUUAAAGAGGGUGGCAAACUUCCUCCCCCUCCUCCACCUUCUUAUGAUCCUGACUAUAUUCAGUGUCCCUAUUGCCAGAGGAGAUUUAAUGAAAAUGCAGCUGAUAGACAUAUAAAUUUCUGUAAAGAACAGGCAGCACGUAUUAGUAAUAAAGGCAAAUUUUCUACUGAUACCAAAGGAAAAUCAACUUCUCGGCCACAGCAUAAGCCGCCUGCACUUAAAAAGUCAAAUUCUCCUGGAACCACCUCAUCAGGAUCUUCACGAUUACCACAACCAAGUGGCACUAGCAAAACUGUUGUAGGUGUUCCUUCAGGUAAAGUGUCUUCAGUUAGCGGCUCUUUGGGAAACAAACUUCAGACCUUGUCUCCCUCCCAUAAAGGGAUAGCAGCCCCUCAUGUAGGUAAGAUGGACAAGUUAGGCCCUCCACUUCGAACUGGAAGACAUGUGCAAAGGUUGUAUGACAGUGAUACAAAAUCAGACAGUGCCAUCAAAAGACAUGAGUUAUUACCCAUUUACAAAGCUAACAUCAAACCUCGAAAUUCCACACCACCUAGUUUGGCUCGAAAUCCUGCCUCAGGUGUGCUUACAAGCAGAAGAAAAACAUAUACUGAGAACUACAUGGCCAGGCCAGAUGGAGACUAUAUCUCUUCACUUAAUGGCGGAAACCUUAAAGGCAUUGAAGGAAAUUCAAUGGCACACUUACCAAAAUUCUGCCAUGAGUGUGGGACUAAAUAUCCUGUAGAACGGGCAAAGUUCUGCUGCGAAUGUGGCGUUCGAAGAAUGGUUCUGUGAACAGAAUCCAAAAAGAGCUUAGUCCAGAAUUUUAUGACUGUUGCUGCUUGGAUAUCUAGAGCACUUCCCCUAGUGAUUUUGUGCUAAAGUUAUUCAAAAUACCUUUUUUUCAACAAUUUUUGGAGCAUAAUCCUUUGGCUGUGUAAUGUGUGUUUGUAUGUAUGUGUGUAUACAUAUACUGUAUAUAGUAAAUACCUGACAACCUAAACUGUGCCAUUCAAGGAAAUAUUCACUUAUCAGUCAGAAAAGAAUUUCAAGUGGAAUCAUUAACUUAGGUAUUACUUUUCUGUUGUUAAAGCACAUUGAAUAUACCUCCACAAACUCUCAAACACUAGUGCUUAGCCCUUUAAGUUUUAGAAUGAUCAUUACUUUGAGGAAAAAUCAGAAUAAACAUUUUUGUUAUUGGUGCCUAUUUUCAGAUAGUAUCAUCGUAGGAUGGGAUGCUUGGAAUUUUGGAACUGAAGAGAAUAUGUUUAGUUACAAUUAGUUAUGUGAGGUCAUUUUCCUGUAGAGCUCUGUAAUAAUUAAUUUUAUAAAUGUUUUUUUAAAAAG